AGAGGGAGGGAGGAUCUACAGCACACUGAAAGAAGACCCGCAACUUACAGACAGCUCUCCAUCUUACUCCUGGUUUUGUCUUGAUAUCAGUAUCAAAUGAUACUGAUGAGGAAAGUUUUUUCCUAAUCUGUUUUCCUUCCUUUGUUAAAACUUUCAUGACUUGGACUUACAGUUAAAACUCCAUGAACUGGAUUUUACCCUUUUGUCUUUGACAUCAAAGGAAAAGACGCGGUUUCACAACAGUAUAGUGCAUUGUUUUUACAGUGGUGUGUGUGAAAGAUGUGGGGCUGUAUAACAGAUUUCUUCACUUACGAGACGACAAAGUCUGUGGUGGUGAAGAGCUGGACCAUCGGCAUCAUCAACCGAGUCGUUCAGCUGCUCAUAAUCUCUUACUUUGUUGGUUGGGUGUUUUUGUAUGAGAAGGCCUAUCAAGAGAGAGACACUGCUAUCGAAUCAUCGGUGAUGACUAAAGUGAAAGGAUUUGGGGAGCACCACAAUAAAACCAUGGAUGUUGCUGACUUUGUCACACCUUCACAGGGGGCCUCAGUGUUCUGCAUCAUUACUAAACUCAUCACCACAGAGAACCAGGUGCAGGGCUUGUGUCCUGAGAGUGAGGGAAAAUUUAAAUGUGAACAUGAUGACAACUGCACAAAAUUAAUGACAAAGCCAGGCUCAAAUGGUUUGUUGACAGGAAAGUGUGUGAACUUUGGUUCUAUAAAAACAUGUCAGAUCAGAGGAUGGUGUCCUGCAGAGAUAGAUGAUGUCCAAAUAACACCCAUGAUGGAGGUUGAGAACUUCACCAUAUUUAUCAAAAACAGCAUUCGCUUUCCCCGCUUCAACUUCACAAAAGGAAACUUCUUACCCAACAUCAACAGCAGUUAUAUAAAGAAGUGCAAUUUUGACUUUGAACAAAACAGUUACUGCCCGAUCUUCAGAGUGGGAGACGUGAUCCGGUUUAGCCAUCAGAACUUCACUACCCUGGCUAAUAAAGGUGGUGUAAUAGGCAUAAAGAUAGCCUGGGCGUGUGAUCUGGAUAAAUCAGAGGACGACUGUAAGCCUGCUUACUCCUUUACCCGUCUUGAUGCCAUGUCUGAGAAAACCAGUGUAUCACCAGGGUACAACUUUAGGUUCGCAAAGUACUUUAAGAUGGAGAAUGGGACGGAGUACCGCACUCUGCUGAAGGCAGUCGCGAUCCGAUUUGAUGUGAUGGUCAACGGAGACGCAGGGAAAUUUAAUAUGAUCCCAACUCUAAUUAAUAUGGUGGCUGCCUUCACUUCUGUGGGUGUGGGGGCUGUCCUUUGUGAUAUAAUUCUUCUGAAUUUCCUGAAAGGAGCUGACGAGUACAAGGCAAGGAAAUUUGAAGAGGUGUCAGAUAAACAAAUUGAAAAAUCACCCUCCUACAUCAGCGGCGUGUACCGAACCAGAGAUCUCAGCGAGCUGUCAGUCAGACCUGAAGACAAGUUCUCUAAUGACUCAGGGGCUUUUUCCAUCGGCCAGUAUGGUUAACAAUGUCUUCAGAACUUCUUUAGUACCACUUAAAUACCCCACACAAUUUCACUUGUAGCUUUAUAUAAAUAUGCACUGUAAAUAGCUGCAAGGUAUCACAUUCUAGUACUGAUUUUAAUAUACAAGGUGUCCUAAUAGUAAUCAAGCACAGAUUUCACAUUCAAAAAGAAAAAACGUUAAUAACGGACACUAACAAUCGAUGAUUUACUAUAUAUGCUUAUUCAUUAAAGCUAUGCAACAACAUACAGUAUAUGCAGUUGUGGCAUGUCCAAUGACUGUUAAACAAAUCAAAAUCAUCUUAUAUUUUAGAUUCUUUGUAGUAGCCUUGAUUGUCCUGACGAUAAAUUUCAAGUAUACGGUUAAAUCAAAAACAUUUCUGAUCAUGAAAAACAUGAUUAAUCAGGUUGAUGCAAAAUUCUGACUGGUACAGUUUGUGUAGAAUAUCAUGUCUGGACAGAAAACAAAAAAGAAGCUUGCCUUUUCAAAAAUGCCAUAAAUCUUGCUCAUAUUUUCUGUGAAUACUUCUCAGCAAAGAUCCUGCUUAUUUGAAUAAUUGCCAGUACUAGCUAUUUUCCAUACUGUAGUUACUGUAUAACCAUUAACUAAACCUGAAAGUAAAAUAACCUUUAUAAGGUUACUACUACUACUUUUACUGAGUAAUAAUAACCUUUAAAAAAGCUAUUCAUAUUUGACAUGAUAAUAAUAAUAACAAUAAAUUAGUAAGGAAUAAAACACAACAAGGCAUGAUGAUAUAGAAAUAUAACCAACGAUGGUUUGGUGUGAUGUUGAUGAUUUUCCAAUAACGGCAGGUCUUGAAGUGUUUUAUUCCUUUUAUAUCACAGCAAUUUACCAACACUAACAUUUUUCAAUUAGAGAAUGACAUGUUGUACUUUUUAUCCAUUCAUAGUUAUAUUUAAUGUUGUGGAACAUCUAUAUGAAAAGUUAGUUCCUGCAAUCACUUACAUUAAUGAAGCUAGAAACAGUCACUCCCUCACCACUCUCUCUGAAGUUGGAGUCCUAGCCUUACCUCUGACUAGAGACUGCCACUGGAAACUACUUCCAAAAAUACCACAUAAACAUUUAAAGAAUUACACAGAUUUUUAAAUCCAUUUACAGGGAUUGACCAAUUUACAAGUCCCUGUGUAGGUUGAUACUAUAGAAACAAUAGCUGCUGCUAUAGAAAAUUAAUCAACGCCUUCUGUCUAAUCAGAAUUGAAAAUUCAACAAUGCUAUGGAAUAAUAAAUAAUAAAUAACAAUACUGAAAUUGUUGUGACAGCUGAUUGUUUUGGUAAUAUUACUUUUGGGACACCCUGUAUUUAAAUGCUUCAGUGUCAGAUGUAAUAUCUGCAUGGUCAUUUUCAGGCCUAUAGCAAUAGAAGACCAAAGUAACUUAAAGCAUAAAGUAGCACUGUGAGUAGAAGUACAUUUGAAUAUCCACAAUUAUACAAGUAGUACCACUAUUUAACAAUAUAGGUUUUUAAGAUCAUCAUAUUAAAACAAUCUUAAGUAAUAUUUCUUGACAGGGUUCAAGCCUUUACGAGCUAUGAAUUAAUUAAUUAAAGUGAAUUAGCAUAAGCAUUAUCGAUACUGAAAUAAAUAGUUAUUUUAACUCUCACUUUAGGUAUUCUCUUAGGUAGCUAAUUUCUAUUGCAUGUGUUUUAAAAAAAAUCACACUGUUACAUUAAAUGGUAAAAUUGGGGCGAUUGGAGGAAUUGGAAAAAAAUUUGUUUGUAGAGAAAAAUAGCAUUGUGGCUCAGAUUCUUGUAGAAGUGUGUGUAGAUUUCACCCGGGUUUUUUUUUUUUUUUUUUUCCUUGUCACUGCACAAAAAAAAGUGCCCUUUUUUGUUAAGUGGAACUUCAUUAUUCACUAAUUUCCAUUACAGUUUCAAAAUCAACGUGUUUGCUGAUUUUAAGAUGAAUAAGCUUAGCUCCAAUAUAAUAUGGAUCUGCUGGAGAAAUAAAACAGAGGUGGUUGAAAGAAUGUACUUGGAGGAUAUGAAUACUGAGUACUAAGAAAUUGUAAAACAACUUAGUAAGCUGUGGGAAUUCAAUACUGUAAAUCCAACUUGCAAUAAGACAGUGGUUUAAAAGUUGGAUGUUUUAGUAUAUGUGAUAAGCCACUUGUGUAAUAUAUUGUAUGUGUAAUCUGAGUAAUCUGCACAAGUAAAUAUAUCAUACCAAAGCAACACAAAUGAGUCAAGGCAAUCCAUCCAUCCAUCCAUCUUCUAUACCACUUAUCCAUCUUCAGGGUCAUGGAGAACCUGGAGCAUAUCCCAGGGAGCAUCGGGCACAAGGUGGGGUACACCCUGGACUGGGUGCCAAUCCAUUGCACGGCACAAUCACACACACACCCAUUUAUACACACUACAGACACUUUAGACACACCAAUCAGCCUACCAUGCAUGUCUUUGGACUGGGGGAGGAAACCGGAGAACCCAGAGGAAACCCCUGCAGCAU
Ictalurus punctatus (channel catfish) is the source of this 3964-nucleotide messenger RNA. RefSeq names its product purinergic receptor P2X, ligand-gated ion channel, 3b (gene p2rx3b). Gene Ontology annotation, molecular function: extracellularly ATP-gated monoatomic cation channel activity; ATP binding; purinergic nucleotide receptor activity. Lineage: Eukaryota; Metazoa; Chordata; Actinopteri; Siluriformes; Ictaluridae. The record is from RefSeq and is a predicted model, not a curated record. The transcript is spliced from 12 exons. Gene Ontology annotation, cellular component: plasma membrane; nuclear inner membrane. Gene Ontology annotation, biological process: monoatomic cation transmembrane transport; response to ATP. The coding region runs from base 280 to 1506 and encodes 408 amino acids.